Sphenostylis stenocarpa is the source of this 1110-nucleotide messenger RNA. The record is from the annotation of a GenBank genome assembly. NCBI's taxonomy places the organism in Eukaryota, Viridiplantae, Streptophyta, Magnoliopsida, Fabales, Fabaceae.
AUGGCAAUCUUGGAUGGGCUUACUCUAAUGUGUGAGAGUGUGGAUGGUUUCUCUCCGUUGUUUAGUGUUUUGGUUUCUAAAUUUAGCAAGUGGGGUGGGGAGAUUGUUGCUCUGAUUGGUGGUGGAUUGAUGAAUUCCUUAUUCCAAGGUGAAUCCUUUUGUGAUGUUGUUGGGAGCCCAUACUAUGUUGCACCAGAGGUCUUGCGCAAGCUCUAUGGGCCUGAAUCAGAUGUGUGGAGUGCAGGGGUUAUUCUGUACAUUUUAUUAAGUGGGGUGCCACCAUUUUGGGCUGAAACUGAACCAGGGAUAUUCAGACAGAUUUUACUAGGAAAACUUGAUUUUCAGUCUGAGCCUUGGCCUAGCAUAUCAGACAGUGCCAAGGAUCUAAUUCGGAAAAUGCUUGAUCAAAAUCCAAAAACCAGGCUUACAGCACAUGAAGUACUCCGCCAUCCUUGGAUUGUUGAUGACGACAUUGCACCAGAUAAACCUCUAGAUUCUGCAGUUUUAUCACGCCUGAAACAAUUCUCUGCAAUGAAUAAACUGAAAAAGAUGGCAUUGCGUGUUAUUGCUGAGAGGCUAUCUGAAGAAGAAAUUGGUGGCCUGAAAGAGUUAUUCAAGAUGAUUGACACUGACAACAGUGGAACCAUAACGUUUGAUGAGUUAAAAGAUGGCUUGAAGCGAGUAGGAUCUGAUCUUAUGGAGUCUGAAAUCAAGGAUCUCAUGGAUGCUGCAGAUAUUAAUAAAAGUGGAACGAUUGAUUAUGGUGAAUUCAUUGCCGCCACUGUUCAUUUAAACAAGCUGGAGAGAGAGGAAAACCUGGUAUCAGCCUUCUCAUAUUUUGACAAGGAUGGCAGUGGUUACAUAACCCUUGAUGAGAUACAACAAGCUUGUAAGGACUUUGGUUUAGAUGAUGUUCAUAUUGAUGACAUGAUCAAGGAAAUUGAUCAAGAUAAUGAUGGGCAAAUAGAUUAUGGGGAAUUUGCUGCCAUGAUGAGAAAGGGCAAUGGAGGAAUUGGAAGGCGAACUAUGAGAAAAACAAUAAAUUUAAGAGAUGCUUUUGGAUUAGUAGACAAUGGGUCAACUCAAGUUAUUGAGGGCUACUUUAAGUAA